Messenger RNA from Dama dama (fallow deer), 4289 nucleotides. It is a transcript of the gene AGBL5, whose product is annotated as AGBL carboxypeptidase 5. NCBI's taxonomy places the organism in Eukaryota, Metazoa, Chordata, Mammalia, Artiodactyla, Cervidae. Bases 1206 to 3863 code for a protein of 885 amino acids. The transcript has 16 exons. The record is from RefSeq and is a predicted model, not a curated record. Gene Ontology annotation, biological process: protein deglutamylation; proteolysis. Gene Ontology annotation, molecular function: zinc ion binding; metallocarboxypeptidase activity.
GAAAGCUGAGCACAGAAGUGUUAGGGGAAGCACACUGAUUGAAACCGCCCACCCUGGUCAGGUACCAUAGUAACCAUUUGCAUGAGUUGUUUUAUGGCAGGAGAUCCUGAUAAGGAAUACGGAACUAAUAGGCCACCACCAGCCGGAAGAGUUCCGGAAAGAUCGAGAGGAGACACUACCUGUCCGUCCACUUCCCAGAAUCCCUCUUGCUAGCAUCCAUCUUGGCUGAGCGAUGCGUGCGCCACCAGGAAAGACUCUGAAUUAGAAUGAUUGGCCAAAGACCACCCGGAAACUAAUCCCAUCACCAUAAAACCCAAGACUGCGAGCCACGCGGCAGAGCAGUUCUCCUGGGUUCCCUUACCUACUGCUCUCCACUCGGGUGCCCUUUCCCAAUAAAAUCUCUUGCUUUGUCAGCACGUGUCUCCUCGGACAAUUCUUUUCCGAGUGUUAGACAAGAGCCCAACUUUGGGCCCUGGAAGGGGUCCCCCUUCCUACAACAACUGGCCACCACGAAGGGACUCCCCCAUUUCUACUGGGGCUGACAUCCAGACCGCUCGGGGUACUCCAGGACCAGCUCGCCUGCCGACGGAUCUGACCCAGCGGACGCAACUGGGACUCGUUUGUCCCUGGUCUCCUCCUGACGCAGACAACUGGCCAGGGUGCCCCAACCGGGAGGAAACGAUCCCGACAAACAUGGAUUAAUUGACUUGAAUGAAUGUCCUUCCUAUCAGGAGGAAAGUAGGACUAUAUUGGCGCCCGCGGAGACAGCGGAGGGAAACAAGGAGCGGAAAUAACGAACGUAAGCCUUCGGCUUUGCAAACCCGGCUGGCGCCUGGCGAGAGUAGAGCAAGUGGGUAUGCUGGUCAGGCUGGAGAAAUCAGGAGCAGAAGUCAGGGUCGUGGGCCGGGUCUCUAAGCGUCCGCAGUCCUGUAGAAGCCACCGCGGGUGGAGGGUCGGGGGCUGCCGUUUUGUAAAAAUCACGGAAACGGAAGGGACCUGUGUGGUCUGUGUUUCCUUGGUCCAGGUAGGAAAGCGGGUCCUUUGGCAGCGUCCUUUGCUCGCAUUUCUGUCUCCAGGUUCCUCUGUUCUGUGCAGCCUGGAAGAACUUCUUUAGAAGGUGGGCUCCUCAAAGCUUUUGAGACCCUAGAGUGUGGCUUUGCUCUCAGGGCCUGAGUGGUGCAGGAGGAUGCUUUCCCAGCCCCACCAUGGAGCUGCGCUGUGGGGGAUUGCUGUUCAGUUCUCGCUUUGAUUCAGGGAACCUAGCCCAUGUGGAGAAGGUGGAAUCUGUGUCUAAUGACGGGGAAGGAGUAGCAGGUGGGGCCUCAGCCUCCACCAGCAGCAUUGCUUCUUCCCCUGACUAUGAAUUCAAUGUGUGGACCCGACCGGACUGUGCUGAAACGGAAUUUGAGAAUGGGAACAGGUCAUGGUUCUACUUCAGCGUCCGAGGAGGAACUCCAGGGAAACUCAUCAAGAUCAACAUCAUGAACAUGAACAAGCAAAGCAAGCUGUAUUCCCAGGGCAUGGCUCCCUUUGUGCGUACACUGCCCACUCGGCCACGCUGGGAACGUAUUCGAGACCGGCCUACCUUUGAGAUGACAGAGACGCAAUUUGUGUUAUCCUUCGUUCACCGUUUUGUGGAAGGCCGUGGAGCCACCACCUUCUUCGCCUUCUGCUACCCGUUCUCCUACAGUGACUGCCAAGAUUUGCUAAACCAGCUAGACCAGCGCUUUCUGGAGAACAACCCUACCCAUAGCAGCCCUCUGGAUACCAUCUAUUACCACCGGGAGACCCUCUGCUAUUCUCUGGAUGGACUUCGUGUAGAUCUACUGACGAUCAGUUCCUGCCAUGGGCUUCGAGAAGAUCGAGAGCCCCGUCUAGAGCAGCUAUUUCCUGAUGCCAGCACCCCCCGACCAUUCCGUUUCACAGGCAAGAGAAUAUUCUUCUUAAGCAGUAGGGUACAUCCUGGGGAGACUCCAUCUAGCUUUGUCUUCAACGGUUUUCUGGACUUCAUUCUUCGACCUGACGACCCCCGGGCCCAAACCCUACGUCGCCUGUUUGUCUUUAAGCUGAUUCCCAUGUUGAACCCCGAUGGGGUCGUCCGGGGUCACUACCGCACAGACUCACGUGGAGUGAAUCUGAACCGUCAGUACCUGAAGCCUGAUGCAGUCCUACACCCGGCCAUCUAUGGGGCUAAAGCUGUGCUUCUCUACCACCACGUGCACUCCCGUUUGAACUCCCAGAGUCCCUCUGAGCACCAGCACAGUUCCCAUCUCCCUCCUGAUGCUCCCCUCUCUGACCCUGAGAAAGCCGACAGUCUCCAAAACAGAGCUCAUCUUGGGCGCUCAUCCAGCGGGGAUAAACCUGAGGCAUGGACACAGACUGAGGCAGCCGAGCAGAAGCCCAACAGCAUGUGGAUUAUGCCACAGGAGUCAGCUGAGGUGGAGCAACUGGCCCCCGAUGCCAUCCCCCCCAGAGAGAGCGGUGUUGCUUACUAUGUGGACCUGCAUGGACAUGCUUCCAAAAGGGGCUGCUUCAUGUAUGGAAACAGCUUUAGUGACGAGAACACCCAGGUGGAAAAUAUGCUGUAUCCAAAGCUCAUCUCCUUGAACUCAGCCCACUUUGACUUCCAGGGCUGCAAUUUCUCAGAGAAGAACAUGUAUGCCCGAGACCGCAGAGAUGGCCAGUCUAAAGAGGGAAGCGGCCGGGUUGCAAUCUACAAAGCCUCAGGGAUAAUCCACAGCUACACACUUGAAUGCAACUACAACACUGGACGCUCAGUAAACAGCAUCCCUGCCGCCUGCCAUGACAAUGGGCGUGCCAGCCCCCCUCCCCCGCCGGCCUUCCCCUCCAGAUACACUGUGGAACUGUUUGAGCAGGUGGGACGAGCCAUGGCCAUUGCAGCUCUGGACAUGGCGGAGUGCAACCCAUGGCCCCGGAUUGUGCUGUCGGAGCACAGCAGCCUCACAAACCUCCGGGCCUGGAUGCUGAAACACGUGCGCAGCAGCCGAGGCCUGAGCACCGCUGUGAGCGUGGGCGUCAGCAAGAGGAGAGGCUCUCGAACUCCACCCAGGAGUAACAACGGACUGCCUGUUUCCUGCUCUGAAAACACCUUGAGCCGCGCACGAAGUUUUAGUACUGGCACAAGUGCUGGUGGUAGCAGCAGCAGCCAACAAAAUUCUCCACAGAUGAAGAACUCCCCCAGCUUUCCUUUUCAUGGCAGCCGGCCUGUGGGGCUGCCAGGCCUGGGCUCUAGCACCCAAAAGGUCAGCCACCGGGUGCUGGGCCCCGUCAGAGAGCCCCGAAGCCAGGACAGGAGACGGCGGCAGCAGCCAAUGACCCAUCGCCCUACUUCAAGCAGCCUGGCCCCAUCCCCAACUCCUGCUAGUUCUAACCUAGCCUCUUCACACAUGGGCUCCUGCCUACUGCCCAACUCACUCAGCAUAUCAGGGAGCAGCUGCUCAUUCCUGUCUUCAGGAGACAAGACAGAGGCCGUCAUGGUGAUUGGGAAAGGUCUGCUGGGGGCUGGACCUCGGAUCCCCUGUAUUAGGACCCGACUGCAGGCUAGGCCCAGGUUGGCCCAGGGCUCACCACCGACUCGCAGAGGGAUGAGAGGCUCUUCGGGCCCCACAUCCCCUAUCCCCCAGACCAAGGAGAGCAGUGAGCCGGAGCUGGGACCCCGCUGCACACCACGGCUGCCUCAGGCCGGGCCCCCACGGCCCCGCUCCGCCCCCGCCUUUUCUCCUAUUUCCUGUAGUCUGUCUGACUCCCAGUCUCGGAUUUGUUAUAGUGGGGGGCCCUUGGGCCAAACCGAGGUUUGUUUUGUCCCUAAAUCUCCCCCAUUCACUGUUUCUCCCCGGGUCUGAUGACUUGACCUUCAAGCCCAGGGUAUGACUCCACAGUGGGGAACACAGUGACAAAUGUGCUAGUCCCCUUUUUCAGCUGCUGAUUCCAUGUGACAACUCUAUGUAACUUCUUAGAACACUCACCACACUGUUCUGAGACACUGCAAAGCAUUACCUUGAGACAGGACAAAGCAGGGACCUGCCACCCCUUCCCUCCCUCCACAGCACAAGAUUUUGGGACCACAAAAAAUAUAUAUAUUUUUUUAUAUUGGGGGGAGGGAGUAGAAAACAAAGUAGCCCCUAUACUGGGUCCUAUUCAGUGGCAGCUUCUUGUUCCAUAGGGUUAAGGAAGACUUUGAGGAAAUAAAAGUUGUUUGGAAAAAUCCAGGUGUAGUUGCUUUGUAUGUUGUGAUGGGUAGAAGGGAUGAAGUGAAGUGUGAAGGCCCC